Kluyveromyces marxianus DMKU3-1042 is the source of this 2988-nucleotide messenger RNA. It is a transcript of the gene VAM6, whose product is annotated as Vam6p. NCBI's taxonomy places the organism in Eukaryota, Fungi, Ascomycota, Saccharomycetes, Saccharomycetales, Saccharomycetaceae. The record is from RefSeq and is a predicted model, not a curated record. Gene Ontology annotation, cellular component: fungal-type vacuole membrane; cytoplasm. Gene Ontology annotation, biological process: vesicle-mediated transport; endosomal vesicle fusion; autophagy. The coding region runs from base 1 to 2988 and encodes 995 amino acids. The transcript has a single exon.
AUGUUUACUGCAAGACGUAUUUCCAGCACGGAGGUGGAAGAUGUACAAUGCUUGAAUAGGCUGCAUGCAUGGGACAAGACCUUGGUGAUCAAAAACAAUGGUGAUUUCGAUAUAUUCUCUAGUGAAGGUUUACAUACCUAUCGCCAGCUGUGGAGUGAAAAGAUAUUUGACACGGGAUACUCAGAGGCGUUAUCUACAUUGUUCGUACAGUGUGAACGAAGCUUGGUUCUCUUCAAUGUGGGUAAUAUGGAGCAGUACGAUAAAAUAGUGGAUAAAAGAGGAAUUUUAGGGUUUUGGUGUCUAGAGAACCAUUGCGAGAACGAAGUCGACCAGAGAACAGUAGUUGUUAUACUAUUGAAUACAAGAGUUCCUAAGAUCAAAGUACUUACAUGGGUAUCUAAGAGUUUUCUGAGAAUGGUCGAAAUCCCGUUGUCUUCUAAAAACGAACACAUUGCAUCAGUUAACUUGGUUGACCAGGGAACUAUCAUUGCAACGAAUAAAGGUGUUUUCCUUUGUAAAUUUGGAGGUAGUGAACUAAUAAGUAUUGACAAAGCUGUGACUCCAAAACUUCCGACUUGUUUGCCUGACUUACUUCAAAAUUUAUACGAGGUUAUAGAUCAUAGUUCAUCCAACGACAAUGAGUCAGUCGCCGAUUCAUUCGCUUGGUCGUCGAUAUCAGGACUGUGGUUGUCAGAAAAGAGGAAAAGAAGAGCAAUGUCUUCCAAAAAUGUACGGUAUAUGUUUAACAUUGACCAUGUUACUUGUUUCCUUUUAGAUGGAAACUCGCAGAUGUUACUUCAGUUCAAUGCUACUGAUGACGGAUUAUUUUAUCUGAAAGCGUUACCACAUGAGAAUUUCUUCCAAAGAAAUAUUGAUUUUGAUCGUUGUCUAUAUCUAGGUUCCAACUUCAUGGCUCUUUACAAUACCUCUAGUUUAAGAAUUGUUGAUUACGAACAAGGUUUUGUUUUCCUGGAUAUCGAUAUUCCCAACGGUAUCAAGAAAGUUUAUCAUCAAAACGAAGCCGAGAUAAUAAUAUGGACCACGAAAGGUGUUAUAGAGACUUAUAGGAUUGAUAUUGAUGAGAGUCUAGACAUGGCGGUUAGCUCGAAAAAUGGUUCAAUGUUUGAUUUAAACUUUGAUACUCUUGAGAAAAGAACCGUGUUUUACAGAAAUAUUUUAAAGUCUGAACAUCUUCCAUUGAUAAAAAUGAGCGAUGAUAAUAAUGAGUUAAUAAUAUCAUGUGUUAUGAAACUUCGAGAUUUUUGUAUUGUAUAUGCAUUACAGGCAUUUGAUAGAGCUCAAAAAUUGUACUAUAAGAGUAACCAACAACAAUUCCGGAAUUCAAAGAUUGCCGAUUUAUACGACACCAUUAUCAAAAGAAUAUCUCAACUUCUCCUUCAAUUCCUAGCACCUCCUGUAUUGACAAUUUCUUAUUGCUUCCCGGAGAUAGCAGAGACUAUGAGUGAUCUCUUUCCACAAAAGAAUCUGUUUUUAAGAGAGACCUCUGGAGAAAUUCCUAUUAACCUCGUCAAAAAAGGUUUCAUACCAUACUUGACAGAGGUUAGAAGACAUUUGAAAAAUAUUCGUAACGGGAACGAGACUGUUUGGUCAUAUGAUCAGAUAGAUUUGAAGCUUACUCUUUCAUUUUUCCAAAAUCAUAACCAAGAAGAAUUAUCAGUUAAUGAGUUACUAACUAUCGUUGACACGACACUUUUUGAAAUAUACGUCAAAUGUAAUAAAACAAUGGUUGGUUCAUUAGUUCGAGUGGAAAAUAGCUGUGAUUUCACAAUUGUUGAGCAUCUCUUGAAAAAGGAAAAGAUGAUCCACGAGUUAAUAGAUUUCUACUUUUACAAUGGGCAACAUAAAAAGGCCUUAAUGCUUCUCACUGAAAUGUUAGAUCAUGCUGGAAAUCUAGAAAACGCCCUUAAAACUUUGAUCAUUGAUUAUCUUAAGAAGUUAGUAUUGACAGACUUGAAACUCGUCUUCCAAUACUCCGACCUUUUAUUGAAUAGGUAUCCAGAUGAACUGUUUGAAAUUCUUACUUUGAUCUUUCUUCAACCGCUUCCUAUCAGUAAAGAACUGUCUCAUAAUGAGAUUUAUGAGUAUAUUGAUUCUAAAAGACCGGAACUAUCAUUGUCAUAUCUUGAGUUUGUUGUUGGUGAGUUACAGUACUCAGAUUCUAAAAUAUUCUGCACAUUAGUGAAACGUUAUCUAACUAACAUCUCCGAUCAAAUGACGAUAAGAAAGCUUCACGCUGUUCUAAAAUCAUCAAAAGAUUAUGAUCCCAGAAGUGUAUUGAGAAUAUUGAAAAAUUCAAUCAGCGAACACGAACAAGGACAUUCUUCAGAAGUAAAAGCAUUAAAGUAUCUCUCAAUUUAUCCACUUAGAUUAAUGGGCGAUCAUGAAGUUGCAUUAUCUUUACUUUGGGAUGAUCUCAAUGACUAUCAACAGAGUUCUGAAUAUUGUGAGUCCCUUUAUAAAACUGAUAAGGUGAGUGGAUCUAAGCUCUUAAUGUUGUUUUUAGAUAAGAUUCUGGAAUUUGAUGAUGAGAACAGAAAAGCACAACUAUUGAAAAUAUUCUUGACAGAACAUGGAUUCAAAUUAAAUAGUGAUCAAGUUUUGCUCAAAUUACCAAUGGAUAUCUCAAUUGCAGAUGUCUCUACAUUCUUUAAUACAGAACUAAAAGACAAGACCUCGAAGCAAAAUGAUCUCAAUUUGCUAAAAGGAAUCCUAACCUCAGAAAUGAUCAAAGCUAAUUAUGAUCUCGCAAAUGUGUUAAGCGAAUUUUUUGUUCUUUCAGAAGAAAGAAAGUGCCCUAUGUGUAAUAGACCACUUAAGAACACACCUACUGAGUACUUGGCGAUAAUGUCAUAUAAGAAUAAACCAUACGUGAUGUGCUUAAAUUGUGCCCGGAAGUUACAAGCGAAGCUUCAACAAGAAAAUACUAUGAGUUCCAAAGAAAUUCCAACGCUAGCGCAACUUAUUUAG